AUGGUUGGUUCUUGUAAUGGGUUGGUAUGUUUCAAGAUAUCAGACAAGAACACCCGGGUGCAAGAUCCCAUCUACAUCUGUAAUCCUGUUACCCGAGAAUAUGUUUAUCUCCCAAAAUACAUCCAUGGUGGUGAUAGAGAUUCUCGUUAUCGUGGUUUUUUUAUUUGUGGGUUCGGUUACAAUUAUUCCACUCAUGAGUAUAAAGUUGUUAGAAUCUAUUAUAGGUCUGGUAUGUCUUUGGACGUUAGCAAAGUGCAAGUAUACACCCUUGGUAGCGGUCAAGGGUGGAGGGAUAAAGGAAAUAUCACCCACCUUCUAAGUCCAAUUACCUCUUGUGUUUGUGCAAAUGGAGCCCUUUACUGGUCUGGAUACGGCAAGAUAAUGGCAUUCGACUUAGCAGACGAAGAGUUCAGAGUAAUUCCUUUACCGCCUGUUUCGGAGGAGGUUUCCGGUGCAGUUUGUCUAAGACUAUUGAGAGGGUAUGUAUCUGUUGUUCAUUUUAUCGAAGGAGAUGAACCAACAUCUAUUCAUGUAUGGGUAUUAAAGAAAAAGAAAAAAUAUACUAGUUCAGAAACUAGAGAACCCGUAUUCGACGAUUUGUGGUAUUGGAAUGAAGAGUUUAGUUUCUCAUGUGGUACGAGGGACGAUAUAUAUCUUCCAUUUGCAGUUACAAAGAGUAAUUAA
This is a messenger RNA of Papaver somniferum (opium poppy), 684 nucleotides long. Its product is annotated as F-box protein At3g07870-like. The transcript has a single exon. The record is from RefSeq and is a predicted model, not a curated record. Lineage: Eukaryota; Viridiplantae; Streptophyta; Magnoliopsida; Ranunculales; Papaveraceae. The coding region runs from base 1 to 684 and encodes 227 amino acids.